Molecule: messenger RNA, 1237 nt
Organism: Coffea eugenioides
Lineage: Eukaryota; Viridiplantae; Streptophyta; Magnoliopsida; Gentianales; Rubiaceae
Product: transcription factor bHLH47-like
Exons: 5
Coding region: 211-957 (248 amino acids)
Molecular function (GO): protein dimerization activity
Source: RefSeq, a predicted model, not a curated record
UUUUUUUUUGUACUUCCUUGAUUGAGACCUCAUUUGAUAGGGCUGUAUUUCUCAGCCAAAAGGAAAAAAGAAACUUUCAGCUUAAUUUCUUCCAUCGUUUCAUUUUCUUGGGAAGCAGAUUAUAGGAGACUAGCUCUGGUUUUUCCCUUAAAAAUUAGGGUGUUUGUAAUUGAAAUCUAAUCUGAUAAAGCAUCACUAGCUAGCGGAGAAAUGAGCAUGAGUUCAGAGGAAAGUCCUGAAUCAACACUUGAACCCGUCAGCAGGGCGGUCCAGACACCAACAACCAAGUGCCAGUCCGGCAGGAAGCAUCAGGGGAAAGUGCCAAAAAGAAUUCACAAGGCUGAGAGGGAGAAAAUGAAGCGGGAGCACUUAAAUGACCUCUUCCUCUCUUUGGCCAAUGCUCUCGAAGUGUCUGAGGAGACAAAUGGAAAGGCUUCUGUAUUAAGUGAAGCUAUUAGAUUUGUGAAGGACAUGCUUGCUCAGAUUGAGUCUCUUAGAAGUGAAAAUGCAGCUUUAUCAUCAGAAUCUCAAUAUAUGACUAUGGAAAAGGAGGAGCUCCAAGACGAGACUACUUCUUUAGAGUCUCAAAUUGCGGAACUGCAAAAUCAGCUAAGAGAGAGAGUAGGCGAAGCAGAACUUGACUUGAAUGCAACUCCUGAAGGUCAGUUCGAUGGGUCAACACCACAUCAAGUUGAUGAUUGCUUCAGAUUUCCUGCUCUAGGACCUGCAAUUCAGCAACCUCAAAAUGUAAAACCUGUAUACGUCAUCCCAUUAUGUUCCGAUCCCAGUGUUUUCCAACAGCCUGGUAAUGCGGAGACCGCUUCGAGCCCUCUAACAAUGGUGAGCAAACCACAAGCUAGGUACCCCACUCCUGCUGAUACAUGGACAUCGCAACUCCUUGAAAAGCAUCCUGAUUUAGGUGGAGGAGAUGAACAUUGUGGUGGCCGCAGCUGUUAACAUACGGUCCAUAAGCCCAAAUAGCGUAGUCACAUAGUUGCACUUCUAAUUCCCUUAGUUUCACAACUUGCAGUUUACUGCUUUUUAGUUUAGUUGGGUAUGCUUUUAUGGCAAAUACAAUUUGAAUGUUUUCAUGUUUGAGAGGGUGGAAGAAUUGACUCUGAUGUCUUUUUAGUAUCCAGCAAAAUCAUCAAUCUAUUGUAGCAUUGGAAAUAGAUAAGAUGUCCAAACAAUGCAUGAUCCUGAAGCAAUGCAUCCACUUUCCUCAAGGUGUUUCCCA